AUGGAUACCCGUUUUCCUCCCGGAUAUUACUCUGCCACCGAAUACUGUUUUCACGAGGAACAGGCCGACGCUAUUGUUCGAACCGCAGCUUACCAUCGUAAAGAUUACUGUCGCUCUGUGAUAUGGUUCUCGCCUCGGGAACAUGUUGGUAUUCGUCCAUCGAUAGCAACACCUUUCCAGCGGGAUUCUCAUACGGGACUCGGCCCUCUAGAUCGCCUACCCCUCGAACUCUUGUAUAACGUGCUAUUACUUUUGGACAUGCGUUCUCUGUUCAACUUUCGACAAAUAAAUCUUAGAUCGAGACGGGCGGUUGACUCUCUCAGGCAAUAUCAGAUGGUGGUCUCCUAUGGACUGAACCUUUUCUGCGCUUUGCUACGAACGCAACUUGCUAGCACUAUUUCUCUUGCCGACUUUUACUACGCACUAUGUACCAAAGCUUGUACUUUUUGCGGCGAAUUUGCCGGGUUUAUAUCCAUCUUAACCUGGAAUCGAUGUUGCUUUAAGUGCCUCCGAGAAGCUCCGGAAGGCAGAGUGCAAUCUCUUAGAGCUGUCCGAAAGAAAUUUCACUUGCCUACGGCCGGGUCAGCUCAAUUAAGAUCAUUAAAGGUUCUACCCGGGAUAUAUUCAAUGAACGAGACUGUAUACAAGUUCCGUAUCGCGGUCGUUUCUGUUCACCAGCUCACAUUAGUUCCCAGACACGAUGUAUCAGGGUGGGUGAUACCGGAAGGAAAUCCAAAUUUCAGGUUUAUGGUAUCCUGCGCACUUCCUUAUUUUGAUAGACAAACCGGCAAGGUCGAAUGUGGAAUGUCGUGUGCCGGAUGUCAGCUCGCUCUCGAAAAAUGCAUCAUCGGCUCCAGGGGCGAGAGGUGGGCAUUCGAGGCCCGUGACAAGGUAUAUGCGCAAGAUGGCUUUUUGGAACACUUUCGACGGUGUGAACAAGCCCAACUCAUAUGGAGAUCGAGUGAUGAGGGUAAGAGCCAGUCGACCGAGCUGCCCGAGGCUGCCCGAAGAGGAGGCUACUUCAAAGAGAGAGAAUAA
This is a messenger RNA of Daldinia childiae, 1038 nucleotides long. RefSeq lists its product as uncharacterized. The record is from RefSeq and is a predicted model, not a curated record. NCBI's taxonomy places the organism in Eukaryota, Fungi, Ascomycota, Sordariomycetes, Xylariales, Hypoxylaceae. Gene Ontology annotation, molecular function: protein binding. The transcript has a single exon. Bases 1 to 1038 code for a protein of 345 amino acids.